Molecule: messenger RNA, 1296 nt
Organism: Nicotiana attenuata
Lineage: Eukaryota; Viridiplantae; Streptophyta; Magnoliopsida; Solanales; Solanaceae
Exons: 2
Coding region: 196-909 (237 amino acids)
Source: RefSeq, a predicted model, not a curated record
GAGCAGCAACGGAAGAAGACUAGGCUUAGAUAUGACCCUCCUACUUCUACUUUUUACUGUUCUCGACUACAGGACCAGCGCUACACGCUCUGGUUAAAGUUAGAACUCUCUCUUUCAGUUCCAUCUUCCCGGUUGCCGGUUUCUGCAGAUCUUUGCCAGUGACGAAGCCUAUUCUGAGUGAAUUCUGCAGGAAUAAUGGACACCUAUGUCAGUGCCAAUGGAAAAGAGGGGGAUAAUAUGUCUCGGCAUUCCAUUGUUAAGAAAUUGAAGGGCUGUUAUCAGUCUCCAGGAGUGGAAAUUGUUAGAGCAUUGCCUCAAUUGCCAACAAAACCAUCUGAUUCUCUCGGUCCAGUCACUCCUGAUUCCAUUCGGGAAGGUGGUGACCACGUAGAUGUGUGCUGGUCACCAGUGUCUUCUCUUCCGAGGACUCUUUGCUUCAAUUCUCAACAAUAUGGCAACCUGGUUUAUUCGAAUGAAGGAAGUCCACGAACUCCAAAGAGGUUGGUCUUUAAUCCAUUUGCUCCUGGACCAGAUGAACUCAUGCUUGCCCCGCAGUGCGAGAAAUAUUUUGGAGAUUCACGAACCAAAGUGAUGCGUCAGCUUAACUUUGACGAGUUGCUGAAUUUCGAUGGAAAUGUUGAUCAUACAGACAAUAUGGGAUCUGUCUCAGAGGAUGAGAUGCUAUUUGAAUUGUUGUACAAUUCUCUUCUAGAAGUUAUUACCUCAAAACAAACAGAGGGUCUUCAUGCUAAAGCCACAACUCCACUUUCAGAUUCUGAUGGAUACAAGACACCUAGCUAUGCACCUCGUCUUAGUGGAGUUGCUGAUACUUGCCCCGAUGCUCCUAGGAAGCCUGCAAAUCGAUUCAGAAAUAUUGACAAGGGAUUGUGCAAAAAGCUUACAUUCUGACAUAUCUUUGUGUUGCAAUAUAAUAAUAACUAUGUGAAGAAAUCUGGGUUCUCUACAAGAAGAUUGAUUCUAGUACAUGACGACCUCACGCAUCCUUACUCUAGUCACUAGCCUCAAAGCAUUAACAAAUUAUUUGAAUUUUUGACAUGAUACUUCUAAUCUAGCCUUUACUUGUGAUUCUAAGAGUUGUACUAAUUAUGUAGAGUUCAGUUCCAGCAUUGAGUGGUUGUACUCUUGUAGUAGAAUAGUAUGUAGACUCUAGUUGAACAAUAUGUCAAGCUUUUAUGCUUCCAAAACUAGUCGGUGCUCUCCACUUGGAGAAGAAGCUUGUAGUAACCAAAUACUAAUGUAUUUCCUUUCUUUUUGGUACAACAUGUCUUUAAUUAA